Messenger RNA from Asparagus officinalis (garden asparagus), 608 nucleotides. RefSeq names its product auxin-responsive protein IAA4-like. The coding region runs from base 1 to 483 and encodes 160 amino acids. Gene Ontology annotation, cellular component: nucleus. Gene Ontology annotation, biological process: regulation of DNA-templated transcription. Lineage: Eukaryota; Viridiplantae; Streptophyta; Magnoliopsida; Asparagales; Asparagaceae. The transcript is spliced from 4 exons. Gene Ontology annotation, molecular function: protein binding. The record is from RefSeq and is a predicted model, not a curated record.
AUGGAAGAACAAGGGAAUUCUCCAUCAUCUUCUAUAGAUAGCAGCAGUUACCCUUCUCUCUACUCUGCAUCUCUCUCUCAAUCGACAAGGAGAGACUUGAGCACAGAUCUUAGGCUGGGACUCAGCCUAUCAACCUCCUCUCUUCAUGAUAACUAUUCCAAUGAGAGGAGCACGUUGUCGGAGAAAUCGAGCGCCGAGCAGCCAUCAAGCUUCUUCGUCAAGGUCUACAUGGAGGGAAUCCCUAUCGGCAGAAAACUCGAUCUCUUCACUCUCGAUGGAUACCAAAGCUUGAUAAGGACACUGACACGAAUGUUUCGAACUACCAUCAUAGGUCCUAAUGUUGGCCAAGUAUCAUCGAGUAAAGCCCACGUGUUGACGUACGAAGAUCAGGAGGGGGACUGGAUGAUGGUGGGAGAUGUUCCUUGGGAGAUGUUUUUGAUCACUGUAAAGAGAAUAAAGAUUGCAAGGGCUGAUAGGUGCUAGAGCUCUGCUUUGUCUGCAAUAUCAAUUUUGUCAAGUAGUCUUAUGCUUAAGAUAUUGAUCGGAGAAGAUAAGAGAGUCGAUAUGUACAGUAUAUUGAUAUAUUAAUGAGAUGUAUUUAGCUUUAU